Oncorhynchus keta (chum salmon) is the source of this 10487-nucleotide messenger RNA. RefSeq names its product dedicator of cytokinesis 3 (gene dock3). Gene Ontology annotation, biological process: small GTPase-mediated signal transduction. Gene Ontology annotation, cellular component: cytoplasm; plasma membrane. The coding region runs from base 722 to 7051 and encodes 2109 amino acids. Gene Ontology annotation, molecular function: small GTPase binding; guanyl-nucleotide exchange factor activity. The transcript is spliced from 53 exons. Lineage: Eukaryota; Metazoa; Chordata; Actinopteri; Salmoniformes; Salmonidae. The record is from RefSeq and is a predicted model, not a curated record.
AGGAUAGACAGACUAUUUGGCCAUUUGCGUCAUGUGCUAGCACUUGGAGAGCCUAAAGAUGGCGCAGCGGUGACUGCAUGCUAUUUGAGUAUCCCGUUCACACACUCUCCAGUUUCAUCGUAAACAACUGGACAUCUCUCUCUCUCCGUGCUGUUGCGACAUUCACUCUCAGGGGUCUUAAAAUGGUCGAUUUGCUAUUCCAUAGCGACAUAUGAUAAUUUUAAAAGCUUGUUUUAUGAAUUCAUCCGACUCAAAAACGAGUUUGUGACUGACAGACAGCGGUAUUCAGACAGAAGACGAGACUGCUGUGCUGUGCGCUGGUCGAAAUAAAUAAAUAACAGCUUUCUCCAUUCUGGCUUCUGGCGGUGGACGGUGCGAGAUGCUGCGGCUGCAUUGAUAGAGUUGGUAGAAGGGAUCAACCAGAAGUGACGAGGCAGCCUCAGCCAGGGCUCAGGCUACGAAUAGGAUAAUAACCGAGCAGUGAUUGCGAUAGACUGAGUGAACGUUGUUGUAUGACAGACAGCAAGAAGAUGCACUAAGGACCGGAAGAGAAAAUGCUUCGUUUGAGAGUCGAAAUAUGAACGCACAUUCCACUUUGGUUUUCUUUUAUUUGCAGUGAUAUAUUUCCGUGGAUCUGAGCGGUUUAAACAACUUUUCGUGGUCCCCUUUUCCAUGAUAACGGCAGAACCGGGCUUGAUUUACCGGGAAUUUCACCAGGAUCAUGUGGACCCCGACGGAAGAGGAGAAAAUCGGAGUUGUGAUCUGCACGUUUCGAGGGAUCGUGACGCAGGGUCUGUCUCUGGAGAUAGGAGAGACAAUUCAGAUACUGGAGAAAUGUGAAGGGUGGUACCGAGGAUUCUCCACCAGGAAGCCCACAAUCAAGGGAAUCUUCCCGACCAGCUACAUUCACUUGAAGAAGGCCAUCGUAACCAACAGAGGGCAGUAUGAGACCGUGGUACCAGUAGAAGACCCCAUAGUGACGGAGGUGACCUCCACUCUGCAGGAAUGGGCCUUGCUAUGGAAGCAGCUUUACGUGAAACACAAGGUGGACUUGUUCUACAAGCUGCGUCACGUGAUGAACGAGCUGUUUGACCUUCGGAGACAGAUGUUGUCUGGUCACCUGACACAGGACCAGGUCAAAGACGUCAAGAGGCACAUCACCAUCCGCCUGGACUGGGGCAACGAACACCUGGGCCUGGACCUCGUACCCAGGAAGGAGUUUGAAAUGGUGGAUGCAGACCAGAUCAGCGUCUCAGACUUAUACAAAAUGCAUCUGUCCAGCAGACACAGUGUCCAGCAAAGCACAACCCAGGCAGACAGUGUGCGUCGGAGCCACGGUGUAGAGCCCUGUCGUAUCCCCGUCCCUCACCACCUGUUCGUCAGCCUGAAGAGCUUCACCUACAACACCAUGGGAGAAGACACAGACGUCUUCUUCUCUCUCUACGACCUCAGGGAGGGGAAACAGAUCAGUGAGAAAUUUAUGGUGAGACUGAACAAGAAUGAAGGUCCCAAGAACACAGACAAGGUUGAUCGUUUGUGUGCUCUGUUCACGGAUUUAAGUAAUAAGGACAUGAAGCGGGACCUGUAUAUUGUUUCACAAGUCAUCAGAACCGGUCGGAUGCUGCUGAAUGACUCUAAGAAGGGUCCUCCUCACGUCCAGUACAGAAGGCCGUACGGCUGUGCGGUUCUGGCCAUGAGUGAUGUCCUACAGACCAUCUCAGAACUAAAGGAGGAGAAGGACUUUGUUCUCAAAGUCUACACAUGUAACAAUGAGAAUGAGUGGUACCAGAUCCAUGAAAACAUCAUAAGAAAAUCCAGCACCAAGUACACAGCUCCCAGCACCAACUAUGGUCUGAUAAUCUCUCUCCAGCUGCUGAGAGGAGAGAUGGAACAAAUCAGGAGAGAGAACCCUAUGAUUUUCAAUAGGGGCGUGGCCAUUACACGCAAGCUGGGCUUCCCCGAUGUCAUCAUGCCAGGUGACAUCCGUAACGACCUGUAUCUCACCUUGGAAAGAGGAGAGUUUGAAAGGGGAGGAAAGAGUGUCCAGAAGAACAUUGAGGUGUCCGUUUACGUGCUCUACGCAGACGGAGAGAUACUCAAGGACUGUAUCAGCCUGGGCAGUGGUGAGCCCCACAUCAGUGAACAUCGUUCCUUUGUCCUCUACCACAACAACAGCCCCCGCUGGAGCGAGGUGGUUAAACUACCCAUCCCCAUAGACCGCUUCAGAGGGUCACACCUCCGCUUCGAGUUCAGACACUGCUCCACCAAAGACAAGGCGGAGAAGAAGCUGUUUGGCUUUGCCUUCACACCACUGAUGAGAGAGGACGGGACAACGCUGUCAGAUGAGAGUCACGAGCUCUAUGUCUACAAGUGUGACGAGAAUGCUACGUUCAGUAACCACGCGUUGUACCUGGGUCUGCCCUGCUGUAAGGAGGACUUCAACGGCUGUCCCAACAUCCCCUCCAGCCUCAUCUUCCAACGCAGCACCAAGGAGACCCUCUGGAUCUCCACACAGCUCUCCUCCACCAAGCUCACACAGAAUGUGGACCUGCUUGCGUUGUUGAAGUGGAAGGCCCACCCAGACAGAGUGAUGGACAUCCUGGGGCGACUACGUCAUGUCAGUGGAGAGGAGAUCGUCAAGUUCCUCCAAGACAUUUUGGACACCCUGUUUUCCAUUCUGGAUGACAACACUGACAAGUAUGGUCCUCUGGUGUUCCAGUCACUGGUGUUCAUCAUUAAUCUGCUGAGGGACAGCAAGUACUAUCACUUCCGUCCCGUCAUGGACACUUACAUCCAGAAGCACUUUGCUGGAGCGCUGGCGUACAAAGAGUUGAUCCGCUGUCUGAAGUGGUACAUGGACCGUUCUGCAGAAGUGGUGAAGCAGGACCACAUCCAGGAGGCCAUGAGGGCUCUGGAGUACCUGUUGAAGUUCAUUAUCCAGUCUCGGAUCCUGUACUCCCGUGCUACCUGUGGUAUGGAGGAAGAACAGUUCAGAGCCAGCAUCCAAGAGCUCUUCCAGUCCAUCCGCUUUGUCCUCAGUCUGGACAGCCGCAGCUCUGAGACACUCAUCUUCACACAGGCGGCGCUCCUGAACUCGUUCCCGGCCAUCUUUGAUGAACUGCUUCAGAUGUUUACAGUCCAGGAAGUGGCAGAGUUUGUACGGGGCACGCUGGGCAGCAUGCCGAGCACCGUACACAUCGGACAGUCCAUGGACGUGGUCAAACUGCAGUCCAUCGCUCGCACCGUCGACAGCCGCCUCUUCUCCUUCCCAGAGUCUCGUAGGAUCCUGCUUCCUGUGGUCCUCCAUCACAUCCACCUCCACCUGAGACAGCAGAAAGAGCUGCUCAUCUGUUCUGGCAUCCUCAGCAGUAUCUUCUCCAUUAUCAAGACCAGCUCUCUGGACACCCCGGUGCAGGAGGACAUAGAGAUGAUGGUCGAGUCUCUCCUGGAUGUGCUACUCCAGACCCUGCUGGCCAUCAUGAGCAAGUCUCAGUCCCAGGAGGCGGUAAGAGGACAGCGCUGCCCACAGUGCACGGCUGAGAUCACUGGAGAGUAUGUGUCCUGCCUCCUAUCCCUGCUGCGUCAGAUGUCUGAAAUCCAUUUCCAACAUCUGCUGGACAACUUCCAGAGCAAAGAGGAGCUGAAGGAGUUCCUGUUGAAGAUCUUUUGUGUGUUUCGUAACCUGAUGAAGCUCAGUGUCUUUCCCCGGGACUGGAACGUGAUGAGGCUGCUGACCAGCAACAUCAUAGUGACGACAGCCCAGUGUCUGUCCCCGGCUCUGAACAAAAACUUCACCGAAGCUGACUUUGAUUUCAAGGUGUGGAACUCAUACUUCAGUCUGGCUGUUCUCUACAUCAACCAGCCCAGCCUACAAUUAGAGAACACCACACCAGCCAAGAGGAAGAAUGUGUUGGACAAGUAUGGUGACAUGAGGGUGAUGAUGGCCUACGAGCUCUUCAGCAUGUGGCAGAACCUUGGUGAGAACAAGAUCCACUUCAUCCCAGGUAUGAUAGGUCCCUUCCUGGGUGUGACCCUGGUGCCUCAGGGGGAGGUCAGGAACAUCAUGAUCCCUAUCUUCCACGACAUGAUGGACUGGGAGCAGAGGAAGAACGGGAACUUCAAACAGGUGGAGGCAGAGCUGAUUGACAAGCUAGACAGUCUGGUGUCUGAGGGGAAAGGAGACGAGAACUACCGUGAGCUCUUCAGCCUGCUAACCCAGCUCUUUGGGCCUUACCCCAGCCUGCUGGAGAAGAUCGAGCAGGAGACUUGGAGGGAGACGGGAAUCUCCUUCGUCACCUCUGUCACGCGGCUGAUGGAACGUCUGUUGGACUACAGGGACUGCAUGAAAGGAGACGAGACAGAGAACAAGAAGAUUGGCUGUACUGUCAACCUGUUGAACUUCUACAAGUCAGAGAUCAACAAGGAGGAGAUGUACAUCCGCUAUAUCCACAAGCUGUGUGGCAUGCACCUCCAGGCUGAGAACUACACAGAGGCUGCGUUCACACUGCUGUUGUACUGGGAGCUGCUGCAUUGGGAGGAGAGGCCUCUGAGGGAGUUCCUCCACUACCCAGCCCAGAGCGAGUGGCAUCGCAAAGAGGGCCUCUGUCGUAAGGUCAUCAACUACUUCAACAAGGGCAAGUGCUGGGAGUAUGGGAUACCGCUGUGCAGAGAGCUGGCUUACCAGUAUGAGACCUUGUACGACUACCAAAGCCUCAGCUGGAUAAGGAAAAUGGAGGCAGCAUACUAUGACAACAUCAUGGAGCAGCAACGUCUAGAACCUGAGUUCUUCAGGGUGGGCUUCUACGGACGCAAGUUCCCCUUCUUCCUAAGAAACAAGGAGUUUGUCUGCCGUGGUCAUGACUACGAACGUUUAGAAGCCUUCCAGCAAAGGAUGCUGGGAGAAUUCCCACAAGCCAUUGCCAUGCAACACCCCAACCAACCAGACGAGGCCAUUUUACAGUGUGACGCCCAGUACCUCCAGAUCUAUGCCGUUUCGGCGGUACCGGAGAACGUCAACGUUCUCCAGAUGGACCGGGUUCCAGACCGCAUCAAGAGCUUCUACCGAGUCAACAACGUGCGCCGCUUUCGCUACGACCGGCCCUUCCACAAAGGAUCCAAAGACCGAGAGAACGAGUUCAAGAGCUUGUGGAUCGAGAGGACUACGCUGAUCCUCACACAUCCUCUCCCUGGUAUCUCCCGUUGGUUUGAGGUGGAGAAGAGAGAGCUGAUUGAGGUGAGUCCUCUGGAGAAUGCCAUCUACGUGGUGGAGAACAAGAACCAUGAGCUGCGGACCCUGAUCAGCCAGUACCAACACAAGCAGCUCCAUGGCAACAUCAACCUGCUCUCCAUGUGUCUCAAUGGGGUCAUUGACGCUGCCGUCAACGGGGGCAUCGCCAGAUACCAGGAGGCCUUCUUUGAUAAGGAGUACAUCGGCAGUCACGCAGAGGACACGGAGAAGAUCACUUCUCUCAAAGACCUCAUGCAGGAACAGGUUCACAUCCUGGGGGCGGGGCUUGCGGUCCAUGACAAGCUGGUGCACCCUGAAAUGCGUCCCCUGCACAAGAAGCUGAUAGAUCAGUUCCAAAUGAUGAGGAGCAGUCUAUAUGGUCUGCCUGGGCUGGACAAGCUGAGUCCUGCCUGUUCUGGUGCCAGCACCCCUAGAGGCAUCUUGGCUACGCACAGCCCCAUGAGCCCCGACAGCUUCAAAGUCAUGCACAGGCACAGUCCACUGAAUCUGCUGGGGUCUAUUCGCCACUCGUCCUCCUCACUGUCCUCUCACACCUCCAGUGAGACGGGUAAUCUGGUGAUCCUGACGGACGGCAUGGUGGUGGAACACCCCGAGGACAUCUACCGUAUGCAGGUCUGUCUCCACGCGAGGGUAGUGCCCGCUGUACCCACAGACAGGACUCUCAGCCAUCCAAGUCCUUCCUCCUCCAGCCUGAGCUCCACCCACUCAGCACCCUCCCAGAUGGUCAACUCCUCCAACAGCAUCAGAGUAGGCUCCCCGUCGCUGCCGGAUAAAUACCGGAACAACCGUGAGAUGUUGAUGCUGCUGCCUCCUCACCGUGAAAGACCCAGCUCCGCCAUGUACCCCAACAUCACUGAGAACGGACAGGUACAGCCAACCAACUUCCAGCGAGCGUUGUUCCACCAGGUGAUUGGUCCAUGCAAGCCCUGCAGCGACCCUAACCUGUCUGUGGCAGAGAAAGUCCUGACCACUCCUAGCAGCUGGAGUCUGGACAGUGGUACCAGAGAGGUGUUGCCGUUCCUGUCCGCCCACGUUGGGAGUGUGAUGGCCCCGCCUGUCCCACCCCGCAGCCUGCCCCACGGCCACUUCUCCAUGAACUUUGAUGCUUUCCACCACCAGAACAGCGACCUCCCUCCAGCUCUCCCUGCGCGCUCCUCUUUACGAAAGUCAGCCUUGCACCCUAUACCUGCCUCGCCCACCAGUCCCCAGUCCCAAUCCGGCCUGGAUGGCAGUAACUCUACCCUCUCUGGUAGCGCAUCCUCCGGCGUCUCCUCUCUGAGCGAGAGCAACUUCAUGGGCCAGUCAUGUUCCACCGAGUCCCAUGGAACAACGAGACACCCAGCAGAUGCCCUGGACACUGUCCCCGUCACACCCAGCAUGGCACACUCUACCUGGGCCACGGACGGAGAGGACCUGGGCAUGGACUCCCCCUCUGGUUCCUACCUGCCUGUGCGCUACAGUGUUUCUGAGUCAGAGAUCCUGGAUGGCUCCAAGCCCCCUCCCUGUCGUAGCCACUCCUCUCCUGGGGUGAUCACCCCACUCAUCACCAAUAUCGUGGUUCCAAUCAGCCCCGUCCUCCCAGAGGCCCAUACCCUUAACAUCCAGAACCUGCCCCACUACCGCCACCAGCCUCCGCCUGCCCUGCCCCCCAAGCCCUACCUGAGAGAGGGGUGUAUUCCUGAGGAGGAGGGGUGUAUACCAGCCAGGCCUAUGCCCAUGCCACGCAAGAUCUCUCAGCCUCUCAUCACCUCUAAGGAAGAGCAGGCCAAAGUGGCGUGGGAGCACGGCAUCGCCGAAGAGUGAAGAGGAGGCCUGGGGGUGUAUUCAGACAGUGAUGUGAAACAUUCUGAACAUUCCAGAUAGAAAUAGAUUAGAUAGAGCGGACACACAUGAUUUCCCCUUAUUCUUUCUGACAGACAAUCAUAUAUGUUCUACAUUAAAUAUAUUUCUAUCUGAAUGUUCUGUAAUGUUACGUUCUCCUGAACUGGCACUUGGUUGGUCGAGGCAUGGUUGGUCGAGGCAUGGUUGGUCGAGGCAUGCCCAUUGGGACAGUGACACAUUGUUUGUUGUUUUGUCUCUGUACUCCAGCACUUUGAAUUUAAAAUGAUACAAUGACUAUGAGGUUGAAGUAAACUGUGCUUACAGCACACAAUCUCCCCAUUUUUAAGGGACUACAAGUAUUGGGACAAAUUCACCUAUAUUUAUUAACUUCUUGCGUCGAGCCAUCCCGGAUCCGGUAUCGUGACUACAGCCUCAAGCUCAUUACCAUAACGCAACGUUAACUAUUCAUGAAAAUCGCAAAUGAAAUUAAAUUAAUCUAUUUGCUCUCAAACUUAGCCUUUUGUUAACAACACUGUCAUCUCAGAUUUUCAAAAAUAUGCUUCUCUACCAUAGCAAACUAGCAUUUAGCAUUUAGCAUUUAGCGUUAGCAUUAGCAGGCCACAUUUUCACAAAAAACAGCAAAAACAUUCAAUAAAUCAUUUACCUUUGAAGAACUUCUGAUGUUUUCAAUGAGGAAACUCUCAGUUAGAUAGCAAAUGUUCAGUUUUUCCUGAAAGAUUUUUUGUGCAGGAGAAAUCGGUCCGUUUGGUGCGUCACGUUUGGCUACCAAAACAAAAUGAAAAUUCAGUUAUCCAAACGCCAAACUUUUUUCCAAAUGAACUCCAUAAUAUUGACAGAAACAUGGCAAACGUUGUUUAGAACCAAUCCUCAAGGUGUUUUUCACAUAUCUCUUCAAUGAUGUAUCGUUCCUGGAAGUAUGAGUCUCCUUCUGUAACGCAAGGUACAAUGGUUGCCACUGGGAAUUACGCACCGAUUUAGACAAAGGGCACCGGACGGCCCCCUGUCAAAUGUAGUCUCUUAUGGCCAAUCUUCCAAUGAUAUACCUACAAAUACACCACAAUGCUGCAGACAUCUUGGAUGAAAGGCAGAGCGCAUAAGCUCGUUCACAGCAUAUUCACAGCCAUAUAAGGAGACGUUAGUAAACACAGCGUCAAAAAUCCUGUUCAUUUCCUGUUUGAAGUUUCAUCUUGGUUUCGCCUGUAGCAUUAGUUCUGGGGCACUCACAGAUAAUAUCUUUGCAGUUUUGGAAACGUCAAAGUUUUGUCUUUCUAAGGCUGUCAAUUCCAUGCAUAGUCGAGCAUCUUUUCAUGACAAAAUAUUGCUCUUAAAACGGGCACGUCUUUUUAUCCAAUAAUGACAUAGCGCCCCCAUAGGUUGAAGAGGUUAAAGUAGUAACAAGUGAAGUAUUUCGUCCCAUAUUCCUAGCACACAAUGGUUACAUCAAGCUUGUGACAAAUAUGUUGGAUGCAUUAGCUGUUUGUUUUGGUUGUGUUUCAGAUUAUUUUGUGCCCAAUAUAAAUUAAUGGUAAAUAAUGUAUUGUGUUUUAUUGUAAAUAAGAAUUGAAUAUGUUUCUAAACACUUCUACAUUAAUGUGGAUUCGACCAUGAUUACGGAUAAUCCUGAAUGAAUCGUGAAUAAUGAGUGAGAAAGUUACAGAUGCACAAAUAUCACCCACCCACCACCACCACACCUGCCUAACCGGUUAUUGUAAUUGUGAUUAUAAAAUAAGAAUUUGUUCUUAACUGACUUGCCUUGUUAAAUAAAGGUUAAAUAAAAUACAAUUAAAGUAAAAAAUGUUUUGCAGAAAAUAGUCAAUAAUUAAUUAUUUUGUCAUAGUUAAGAACAAAUUGUCAUCCAAUAGACUUUGAUUAAAUUACCAAUAUCCCCAUCCACGUGGAAAUACUGCAAGAGUUCUAUGAAGGCCAAUUAGAUGAUGGUCUGAUCACAGUCAGUCUCCUGUUAAUAUUUGAUUUACUUUUGGUGCCAGCAAAAUAAGAAUGUGUUCUUGACUGAUUUGCCUAAUUAAAUAAAGGUUAAAUAAAGAUAAAAUUCAAGAUGAAUUAAGGACUGUCCAUAAUCAUGGUAACAUCCACAUGAAUGUAGAAGUGUUUAGAAACAUAAUCUAUUCUUAUUUACAAUGUGUGACUCCAAAAUGACACAAUACAUCGUUUACCAUUCAUUUCUAUACGAAUACGGUACCAAAUAUUAAACUUUGAACUACUUCAAUCAAUACAAAUAAGUGAAUUUGUCCCAAUACUUUCGGUCCACUAAAAUGGGGGGGACUAUGUACAAAAACUGCUGUAAUUUGUAAAACGGUUCAACCGAUAUGGAUGAAAAUACCCUCAAAUUAAAGCUGACAGUCUGCACUUUAACCUCAUAGUCAUUGUAUCAUGUUAAAUCCAAAGUGCUGGAGGACAGAGCCAAAACAACAACAACAAAUGUCACUCCCCCUUUUGGAGCCUCACUGUAGUUUACAUGUUGUUAACAAUUUAAGCCAACCCCGUCUGUUUUGCCCCAUAGUUGCGCACAAAUCGGUUUUGUUGCUAAACAACCAACGUGUGUCUGUGUGUGUGUGUGUGUGUGUGUGGUAUGGGGCUCAGUCUUUUCAUUUGAGUGCUUAUUUGAAUGUCCUUUCUCUAAAUUGUCUCACGUAUUACUUACACAGACCUUUUGGAAGCAUUUGAAUCUGUACAGUAAUUCUAAUUUAUUGAUUGUUCAGGUCCACAUGCAGGUUCCAAAUCAUUGCACAAAGGGAAAACAUGGAUUUAUGAACCAAUUACCAGACAUUUCAUUCAUUUAGUUCAUUGAAGCGAAGCUGGGAUAGAGUAAAGCUUGCUCGACCGUGACCUAUGACCUUUUUCAGUUUUAGAGAAGCAGCACUUUAGCACGUAGUUCUGCAGCGCCAAAACCCACUAGUUUUAUUCUAUUCACACUUGUGUUGUAUGAAGAAAUGAAGAUGGGUUAAGUAGACUCUUGGGUUGUACUGGGCUUCGGAUAGAUUACUAUUAUUAUUGAGGUGUGGUAGUCUUUAUAUUAUGAUUGUUUAUUAAUUAACUUACCUUUUAUAGGGCACUAAAGUGGUUUUGGUUUAAUAAUAAUAAACUCAGCGAUGCAACUAGCUGAGAGAGAGAGAGAGAGAGAGAGAGACAGAGAGAGACAGAGAGAGACAGAGAGAGAGAGAGAGAGAGACAGAGAGAGAGAGAGAGAGAGAGAGAGAGAGAGAGAGAGAGAGAGAGAGAGAGAGAGAGAGAGAGAGAGAGAGAGAGAGAGAGAGAGAGAGAGAGAGAGAGAGAGAGAGAGAGAGAGAGAGAGAGAGACAGAGAGAGAGAGAGAGACAGAGAGAGAGAGAGAGAGAGACAGAGAGAGACAGAGAGAGACAGAGAGAGACAGAGAGAU